AUGUCUGCGAUACGAAUUUCGUCUGUUUCCUCAAAACGCCGCUCUUCGGUCGUCAGCUCUUCGACGAGCUCAUUUACUCAAGAUAUGGAGCGUCAUCUUUUAGAGGUCGGCCUAUCUAGGCUCGAUCUUACAGAUGACGCGACCUCUUCCGCGCCCCAUGGUGAGAUGAACAAUGAGGUCGGCGGACCCUCCACCGUGCCGCAGAAACGCGAGGAGGCUUCGGGACAGUCAGAUCUGGAUGGCUCUGGAGACGUCGACGACUCUGAAGACCUCUGCUCUGUGAAAGAUGAGGUCGGCUCGUUCGCUCCUCUAGUGAAUGAUGAAGGCGCUGACUCUCCCAGGCAAGGUCUGGGUCGCUACAUCGAGCUAGAGCCUAAAGAUAGCGCGGCCUCAGCGGCUACUGCCCUAUCUCUGGAGAAGAUGCGACGAGAGAGCGGCCUUUCGGCCGACAUAGAGUUUGUUGUCCAGGCUACCGACCAAUGCCCGUGGGCUCCUCCGCCUCGCAUUCUGAUCCAGUAUUGUCUCGGCGGUUAA
Messenger RNA from Arabis nemorensis, 534 nucleotides. The record is from the annotation of a GenBank genome assembly. NCBI's taxonomy places the organism in Eukaryota, Viridiplantae, Streptophyta, Magnoliopsida, Brassicales, Brassicaceae.